ACUCACCUGGAAUGUGUAUGCGAUGUGAUUUUUAUUAAAUUUAGUAGAUAAUAACUGUGUGUUACCUAUUCGAGUGUUAAAUGCGUAUUUGGAAAGCGGUUUUGGAUGUUUUAUCCGGGUGGAAUUUAGAUUUUUUAAGAUGAACACGGUGUGGGUGUCUGUGUGCUUUACCUUUAUAAAUUGGUGAGAAAGAAGAGCCUCAGGAGAUUUUCUAUAAAACCAGCUUCAGAGUUAGCAGAACUAGGAAGCUGCUAAAAGAAGCAAGGGACCUUAUCCAAAAAAAGAACUACUGCUAGAAAAUGCUUACCAAGAGUUGCAUCCAGAAAAUGCUUAAUUCCCCAACAACAUUCCUCCUCCUAGUAACAAUCAUCUCGAGCAGCAACAGCAGCAGCAGCAGCAACUGCCCACCCUUCUGCACCUGCAAAUACCAAACGGUCGAGUGUAUCGGCAAAGGACUCUCCUCCGUUCCCGAGGGAAUCGACCCUGACACCCGAAUCCUCGACUUAUCCGGCAACACUUUCCCGUAUAUGGAGCCCGGAACGUUCCAUAGCGCCGGAUUAAUUAACGUCCAGAAAUUAUUCGUUAACCGAUGCCGGAUCCGGAUUAUUCCGGGCGAGGCGUUUCGGGGCCUCCAGGACCUCCUGGAAUUAGAUUUGUCCCGGAAUAUGCUUAAGAAUGUGCCCGGGGAAGCGCUACUUAACUCUCCUCGCUUAAUCAAGUUGAAUCUGGCCGAAAACCAGAUUAAAUCACUGCUGAACGGCGAUUUUCCCCUUUUGAGGAACUUGGAGGUACUCGAGUUAACUAAAUGUCAAAUAACCGAGGUGCACCGAGGAGCUUUCGCCGGAUUAACCGGAUUACAGUGGCUGGAUUUGUCUGGAAAUCUUUUGGAAGUUUUUCACCCUGAUCUGGAUGUGUUGAGUGGGAGUUUAAAGGGGGUGCAACUGCACAACAACCCUUGGAACUGUAGCUGUCAGUUAAGGCCUUUUAACCGCUGGUUAAAAAGGAGCAUCGUGCCCGUACUGGUAAAUCCAGUUUGUGAGUAUCCAGAGGAGCUCAGGAAAGUUCCCGUUAAGGAUCUGGAGAUUAGCGAGUGUUCCCUUAAUGUUGUCCAAAGCGAUUAUUAUUUUGAGGCCGAGGAGGGUGGGAACGUUACGUUGUUUUGUCAGAUAGACCCCAGUUCAUCCCCAGCGAACCUGACCUGGUAUUUCCAAGACGAAGCCCUCCCGACCACCCCAACUACCCCCAUCGACCACGCCCUCCGCUAUUUUAUAAAAGAAAACAACCACUCGAGCACUUUAUUUAUUUACGGAGUAAAUUCGGACCAGAACGGCACAUUUUACUGUGUCGCCGAGAAUGUUGCAGGUGUCGCCUCGGCAAAUUACACCAUUAUGAUAAUCCCGACGCGACCCGGACCCGAAAAAAUUUCAAAAAUAUUUCCCGGGAACAAUCGUAAUUCAUUUAUGCCGUUGGCGUUUACUCUUGGCGCGGUUAUGGGCGCGUUAUGUCUCGUCGCUCUAGGGAUGUUCGCAAUUAAAAGACAUUCGAAGAAGAAUAAUAAUAAUAAGAGAAAAAUACCGAAAAAGUCGAUAUUGAAACAACCGAGCCGGAUAAGGGAUGUGACCGAGGGAAAUAAGAGGGCGAACGGUGAUUUUUUAUUGCCGGGACAGGAGGCAGAAGCCAGCGGUAGAAGUGUUCUGGUUGACUCCAAGGAUUUAUUCCCUGUAAAACCUGGAAAGAGUAAUGGAGGAGCUGUUGAUUUUUCAAUCAUUAAUUACUUAAGUAACGUGAAAAACUCUUAUUUAAAACCGACCCUAGUGGGGGGCCCGAGGCCGGUUUCGGCUCCCACUUUCGAGCGUUACGUCGAGAGGAAAGAUUUCCGCAUUUUCGUCACCCAAAGGUCGUUUUCCCAAGCCGCCACGCCCAAAUUAAACCGCAAGAUUUCUUAAAUUAUUUAAUAAAUUGUUAACAAAAGUA
This is a messenger RNA of Anthonomus grandis grandis, 1974 nucleotides long. Its product is annotated as leucine-rich repeat-containing protein 24-like. NCBI's taxonomy places the organism in Eukaryota, Metazoa, Arthropoda, Insecta, Coleoptera, Curculionidae. The transcript is spliced from 5 exons. The coding region runs from base 300 to 1946 and encodes 548 amino acids. Gene Ontology annotation, molecular function: protein binding. The record is from RefSeq and is a predicted model, not a curated record. Gene Ontology annotation, cellular component: plasma membrane.